This is a messenger RNA of Colletotrichum gloeosporioides, 1164 nucleotides long. RefSeq lists its product as uncharacterized. Lineage: Eukaryota; Fungi; Ascomycota; Sordariomycetes; Glomerellales; Glomerellaceae. The coding region runs from base 1 to 1164 and encodes 387 amino acids. The record is from RefSeq and is a predicted model, not a curated record. The transcript has 2 exons.
AUGUCUCCUCCGCCAAGGCCUCCCGCCAACGGUUUUGUUACCUUUGUGCGUAAGAUCUAUAAUCCACUCGGCUUCAAAAAGGGUUAUAACUUUACUCUCUUCUUUAUCACUGCCGGUGCCAUGGUGGGCUUCAUCCUCGCCCGCCUAAUGUUUUUCGACUUCAAAGGUAUAUUCUGUAAUCCGGAUCACAGGUCAGGGGCCCUCCCGGGAGAGUGCUACUACUACCAAUCCGGCACGGGGAGGAUUGGCAUCGUCAUGCAUCUAGCUGGUGUGUUGCCCGGUGGUUUCUUGGCCUGCCUCCAGUUCGUUCCCGUCAUCCGCCACAAGGCUAUCCUGUUCCACCGCCUUAACGGAUACCUCGUCCUUCUUCUCAGUAUCGUCGGCAUCAUUGGCGUUUUCAUGAUAGCGCGGCGUACCUUUGGAGGUGGCGUCAGCAUGCAGACGGCCGUGGGCGGAGGCAGCGUCAUGUUCCUCGGAGCGUUGGGGCUUGCUAUUUACAACGUCAAGAAACUCCAGAUCGAACAGCAUCGUGCCUGGAUGCUCAGGGCUUGGGUAUAUGCUGGUUUCAUCAUCACCAUGCGCAUCAUCAGUUUCUUGGCCGCUAGAAUCGUCGCCAAUACUGACCCAACCUACUACGAGGUAAAGCAGUGCGCGGUCUUGGACUUCAUCUUCCGCCACAACCAGACCAAGGUCCUCGGCUUCUAUCCUGACUGUGGAGGCUUUUACUCUGGCGAGUAUCCUGGCUUGAAGGUUCUUGUUCACGCCAAUGUGGACGCCCACCAGCCUGCCGAAAUCGCCGCGGGGUUCGCAGCCGUAUUCGGUGCGGGCUCGUGGCUGGCUCUAGCCAUCCAUGCCAUUCUUGUUGAACUCUACGUGUGUACUGCCCCAUGUGUGCGCAGCUGCAUUUGCAAGAACUAUGCUGACGAGACUUUGAAGCUUCACUUGACCCCGGCAGAAGCGGAACGCCUUCGUCGCAUAUCGUACCAACGCCAGCUCGAGGCGGGAAUGAAGAAUGCUGGCAGUGCUGGCUUGACAGCACAGCGACUGGGCGACGCGGAGCCCUGGACACCGCCGAACGAACUUCGAAGGAUCGAAGAUAGCAGCACACCAAGCUCUGAUGGCGAUAUGAGAGAAAAGCGCGUGAGCUCGCUUCAACAACAGUAG